Messenger RNA from Scutellospora calospora, 2439 nucleotides. Lineage: Eukaryota; Fungi; Glomeromycota; Glomeromycetes; Diversisporales; Gigasporaceae. The record is from the annotation of a GenBank genome assembly.
AUGAUUAGGAGGAAACAAAGAAUUUUAGUUAUUUUACUAUUUCUGACUUUUGCUCUUGUGUUUAGUUUGAGCAUUAAUUUUGUAACAGAAUGGUAUGUUGAAGUAGUAUCUCAUUCAUUCAUAUAUAGUAAUGAGCUCGAUGUUUUAAAAAACCUUGAGGAUUUAGUUGAUCCUACAAUUGGAACUGAUAAUGGUGGGCACGUUUUUAAUGGUCCUUGUUAUCCUUAUGGACUUGUAAAAUUAGGUUUUGAUACUGAUAACAAACAUGAUUUUCAUGCCGGGUAUGGACUUUAUUUCAUUGAAUUGAAAAGUAGUUCUUAUUGUAAUGAAUUCAUUAAUAAAUUUUCUAGAUAUACGAUUGAUGGUAGAAUAAUGGGUAUUACUCAUUUACAUGUCAGCGGAACUGGUGGUGAACCUAAGUAUGGUGUUAUUAGCCAAUAUCCCGUUGUUGUACCUUUAGUAGAAUUAAACCUUAAAGAUUAUAGUUCUAUUCGGUCAUUUGAAGAAUUCAAACUCGGUUAUGCUAAAUUUGGCCUUAAGGAUUAUAAUAUCAUGGUUGAAUUAACUGCUGGUCGACGUACCGGUCUUCAUAGAUAUACAUUUCCUCCCUCUGAUAAUGCCCAUGUUAUAAUUGAUUUGUCUCAUAUUCUAACUCAAGGUUACGGCUCUCGCUGGAUAAAUGGUGCGAUCUACUCUGUUUCUAAUAACCAAAUUAAAGGUAUAGGACAAUAUACUGGCGGUUGGAAUAAUGGUGGUCCAUAUAAAGUCUACUUUUGUUCUCAAUUUGACAUAAAUGCUACUGGAUUUGCAACUUUCUGGGAUGAAACCAUUUCUAAAGGUUCGACAUAUCAAGUUGGUGGUAAUGAUUUCUCACUAGGAGCUAUCCUAACUUUCGAUACGAAUAGAAAUCCUGUGAUUCAGUCUAGAGUUGGUAUAUCUUUUAUCUCCGCGGAUCAAGCUUGUAAGAGUGCUGAAACGGAAAUUCCAGAUUUUGAUUUUGAUGUUACGCAACAAAAUGUCGUUUAUGCUUGGAAGAAAGAAUUAUCAAGAAUUAGAGUUGAUGGUGGUUCAACUGAUUUACAAAAAAAAUUUUAUUCUAGUUUAUAUAGAACCAUGAUUAUGCCAAGUGAUCGAACCGGCGAAAAUCCAAAAUGGUCAUCGUUUGAUUAUUUUGGCAAACCAAUACCAAACUAUGAUGAUUUUUAUACUCUAUGGGAUACAUUUAGAACAACAAAUCCACUUUUUACACUUUUCCAACCAGAACGAGCGGUCGACAUAGUUCGAUCUCUUAUUGAUAUAUACGAACAUGUGGGAUAUAUGCCUGAUGGACGAAGUGGAAUGUAUAAUGGUAUAACACAGGGUGGUUCAAAUGCUGAUAUGUUAGUGGCAGAAUUAUAUCUUAAAAAAUUAGGAUUACAUAAUAUUGAUUGGAAACUUGCAUACGAAGCGGUAUUAAAAGAUGCAGAAGUUGAUCCGUGGGAACAAGGCCUUUACGAGGGAAGGCUGUUUCUUAAAAAUUAUAUAGAACUUGGUUAUAUCCCUUCUCCAGAUCAUAAAAGAACUGCUUACGCCAUUAAUCCAUGCAGCAGAACUUUGGAGUAUUCGGCUAAUGAUUAUUCAAUUGCUCUUAUGGCUAAAGAAAUGAGAAAGUAUGAUGAUUAUGUAAAAUACAAAAAAAGAGCUAGUAAUUGGGAAAACUUAUGGCAUCCAAACAAAACGUAUAUGGAUAUUAAGGGAUUCAUCUUGCCCAGGUUUCUGGAUGGUACUUUUGAUAAUGAUUGGAGAGUUUUAUUUAAAAAUGGUGGCGAAACUCCAUUUUAUGAGGGUACUUCAUGGGAAUACAGCCUUGAUGUCCCUCAUGAUGUUAAAAGGUUAAUUUCUUUAUCUGGUGGUCCGGAUGCCUUCGAAGAACGUCUUGACAAAACUUUUUCAAACGGCUAUUUAUCUUCAUUUUACAAUAUCGGUAAUGAACCUUCAUUUUUCCAUACUUGUUUAUAUCACUUUAUUGGCAAACAGUAUAAAUCAGUUGAUGUCAUAAGAGAUAUAUUAACAACGCAAUUCGGUAGUGACAAAGAUGGCAUUCCAGGCGCUAUGGGAAGUUGGUUUGCUUUCCAUGCAAUAGGAAUAUUUCCACUCGCUGGGCAAGAUGUUUAUCUCAUAAAUUCUCCACAUUUCGAUCAAACUACAAUAAUUUUAUCAAUAUCUCCUAUGAUAACAUUUUCUAUAAAAGCAAAUAAUUUAUCAAAUAAUAAUAUAUAUGUACAAUCAGCUAAAAUCAAUGGCAAGGAGUGGCAUAAAACUUGGUUUAGACAUAGUGAUAUAGCGAAGGGUGCUGUUUUAGAAUUAGAAAUGGGAAACGAAAUUAGUAAAACUUGGGGUAUAGUUGAUGCAAAUGGAGAACGUGUACCGUAUCCACCUAGUUUAAGCGAUAAUAUAUAA